AUGGAUUUGGAGGCCAACUUGGAAAAACUGAAGCUAGAAGCUGCUAGGAGACAGCAUCACUCAUCUCUAGUGGGACAGAUGUUGUUCCUGAAAGGUUUGAAAGAAGCUGUGAAAUCUGACAGCAUUAUUGUGGCAGCCCUUGGUGGAGAGGCAAAUUUGUAUUGCAACUUCUCGCUCUGGAUGGAUAUUUUGCAAGUCACUUGGCAGAAGAUAAACGGGUCUUCCUUCCAGAACAUAGCCACCUACAGCCCAAACCAUGGGCUGAGGCUGAUAGGGUCAUUUCAGAAGAAGGCGCAUUUCACUAGAGCAACUCUGGAGGCCUCAGCUAUCACACUCCAAAAUCUCACAUUCAAGGAUGAGUCCUAUUACAGAUGCAUUUUCAACGUGUUCCCUCAUGGCUCUUUCAGCAAAGAUAUAUGCCUCGACAUCCAAAGUGUUCAGAAGAGCGAAAUCAUCAUGGCGGUCUUAAUAGCUGUGGUGUUCUUAAUAGUCUUGAUAUAUUACAUCAGGACACUAGUCAACAGAAGAAGGAAAAAACUGAAGAGACAUAGUGCACCCAGAACACCUGCAAUGGAGAAAGACUUACAUCAAGACAUAAGCAAGAAAGCCGUGAGCCUGCACACACCGAAGGACCAGCACGUUGUUUACCAAAAUGAGGCUGACCCUACCGCUCUCCCAGUGCCCCAGCUAGUCCUGGACAACCCAUACGUCACACUUCUGGUGGACUAA
Nipponia nippon (crested ibis) is the source of this 729-nucleotide messenger RNA. The record is from RefSeq and is a predicted model, not a curated record. Lineage: Eukaryota; Metazoa; Chordata; Aves; Pelecaniformes; Threskiornithidae.